Triticum aestivum (bread wheat) is the source of this 944-nucleotide messenger RNA. RefSeq names its product putative F-box protein At1g19160. NCBI's taxonomy places the organism in Eukaryota, Viridiplantae, Streptophyta, Magnoliopsida, Poales, Poaceae. Gene Ontology annotation, molecular function: protein binding. The record is from RefSeq and is a predicted model, not a curated record.
ACAAAUCUCCAGAAUAUCACCUGACAUAUACUAUACGGCAUAAGAGUUUAUCCAACCCGAACGCAAUUCAUCUCUGGACCCCUCAACAACUCACGGCUGCUUUUACCAUGGCCUCGCCGACGAUGAUGCCAGAAGAUGUGGUCUUCGAGAUACUCUCACGGGUGCCGGUGAAGUCGGCCUGCCGAUUCCGGUGCGUGUCCAGCGCGUGGGACGCCCUCAUCACCGGCCCGGCGUUCGUGGCCGCGCACAGAGCCCGCACGGAGCCGCUGCUCCUCUUCCUCGCUGCCGACUCCUCCGAUGAGAACACCAGAGACCUGCGGCUGAUGGACACGGACGGCAACGUCGUAAGAGUUAUCAAGAGGCCUGGUGUCUGCACUUACGGCUACCGCCUCGACGGCACGGUCUGCAUCACCAAUGAUUAUCUUGGCGUCGAGUCGGUCAUCAACGCCAUCGAUCUUCCCACCGGGGCUGUGACGAGGAUCUCCACGCGGUGGAACAGGGAGUCGUUCUGGGAUCUCAACGUCGGCUGUGCCGCCCCGUCUCGCACGUACAAGGUCGUCUGGCUCACCAGCAAACAUUGCAAGGUUCUCACGUUACAAGAUGGCCACGCCAAGUGGAGGCACGUGCAGUCCCCUUCGGAACGAGUCACCGCCGACAGCCCUAGCAACAGCUCCGCGGUCACUGUCAACGGUGUCAUGCACUUCCUUUCCGGGUCCAUGUCAGGGCUGGUGGAAAAGGUCUCUGUACUCCGCUUUGAUCUCGAAAGUGAGGAGUGGAGGGUGUCGAUCAAGGGCCCAACGAAAUCAUGUGGAAAACCACAAAGGAAGACAAAGACAAGCUGUAUGGUCAAGCUCAAUAACACCCUAUGCAUGGUUCAACGAAGCUCGACUAACAUGUGUCUCAUAUGGCUUCUCAAUGAUCCCACCAAAGGCGUCUGGGAAAAG